This is a messenger RNA of Bufo gargarizans (Asiatic toad), 2169 nucleotides long. It is a transcript of the gene GPD1, whose product is annotated as glycerol-3-phosphate dehydrogenase 1. Lineage: Eukaryota; Metazoa; Chordata; Amphibia; Anura; Bufonidae. Gene Ontology annotation, biological process: carbohydrate metabolic process; glycerol-3-phosphate catabolic process. The record is from RefSeq and is a predicted model, not a curated record. Bases 97 to 1143 code for a protein of 348 amino acids. The transcript is spliced from 8 exons. Gene Ontology annotation, molecular function: glycerol-3-phosphate dehydrogenase [NAD(P)+] activity; protein homodimerization activity; NAD binding. Gene Ontology annotation, cellular component: glycerol-3-phosphate dehydrogenase (FAD) complex; cytosol.
GUCGGAGUUGCACAAGACUGACAGCUCAGGUUUAAAUGCCAGGAGUUGUGAGCGGGCAGGGUGUCAGCAGCACUGUGUACAGCCGGGCACACCGUCAUGGCACUGAAGGUCUGCAUCGUGGGCUCUGGUAAUUGGGGAUCUGCCAUUGCGAAGAUUGUCGGGGAGAAUGCGGCUCAGCUCCCUCAGUUUGAUAAUGUGGUAAACAUGUGGGUGUUUGAGGAGCUAAUAUCAGGGAAGAAACUAACUGAGAUCAUCAACACUGAACACGAGAACGUGAAAUACCUCCCUGGGCACAAGCUUCCGGCCAACGUGGUGGCAGUGCCUGAUCUACUGGAAGCCGCAAAGGGGGCAGAUAUCCUAAUAUUUGUCGUCCCCCAUCAGUUUAUUGGUAAACUAUGCGAACAGCUGAAAUCUCAUGUGAAGAAAGAAGCGUUUGGAGUGUCGCUCAUAAAGGGUGUAGAUGAGGGACCUGAAGGUCUUCGGUUGAUAUCUAACAUUAUUCAUGAGAGGCUAGGCAUCCAGAUGAGUGUGUUAAUGGGUGCCAACAUUGCCAAUGAAGUCGCUGAUGGAAAAUUUUGCGAGACCACAAUUGGUAGUAUAAAUAAGGAGCAAGGCAAAAUCCUAAAAGAGCUGUUCCAGACACCAAAUUUCCGUAUCACAGUAGUGGAAGAAGCAGAUACAGUAGAACUAUGUGGAGCUCUGAAGAACAUUGUCGCUGUUGGAGCUGGCUUCUGUGAUGGACUUGGUUUUGGAGAUAAUACAAAAGCUGCUGUUAUUCGCCUAGGGCUAAUGGAGAUGAUUGCCUUUUCCAAAAUGUUUUGUGCUGGACCGGUUACAUCGGCCACUUUCCUCGAGAGCUGCGGCGUGGCUGAUCUGAUCACCACAUGUUAUGGAGGCAGGAAUAGAAAAGUUGGUGAAGCAUUUGCCCGCACUGGAAAGUCUAUAGAGCAGCUGGAGCAAGAAAUGCUGAACGGACAAAAACUGCAGGGACCACAGACCUCAGCCGAACUCCACCACAUCCUCAAGAGCAAAAACAUGGUGGAGAAGUUUCCGCUGUUCACUGCUGUAUAUAAGAUCUGCUAUGAGGGAAAACCAGUGACAGAGUUCAUAACCUGCCUCCAGAACCACCCUGAGCACAUGUAAACUAACCUGUGAACUCCGACCGUCAAAGCCCUCCACGUUUCAUGGGUCUUCCCAUGGAGAAAAAUCCCAUAUUAUAUGUCCGUUUGAUGUGCACUGUACAUGGACACAUCUACACUUACUACUUGAUUGCAUUAACCCCCAGUGUCUGGAAUUUCUGACAUUAGCUGUACUUGCUGCUCCACCUAGAAGCCUUUGUUGAUGCAGACAUUACAAGGUUGGAUUCUUCCACCCUCAGCCAUGUUUGCUUUGAGAGUUUUAAGGUAUAUUCCCAAAGGGAAUUUUUUAUUUAGUUUUUAGAAGAAAAAAGCUAUCUAUAUAAUCUGCAUAGAUCCCUAUGUUUAACGUAACACCAUUAUGACGAAUAUAAACGUUGAAUGGUUACCUGUCUGUUGACACUAGCGACUGCUCGAGGUAAGAGAGCUUUGUGUAGAGCUCAACAAGACUACUUUAUUCCAAUGGCCGGCAAAUGUUUAGGGUAUAUUUACAUGCGACCGAUUUGUUGCAGAAUGUCCUAGGAUUGCCUCUUACAUGUGAAUGGGGAUUGCAGAAAUAACCCCAUUCAGAUGUAUGAAACAGAUUUUUGAUUUGUGCCGUUUGUGAACUCCAAGUCUGCAUUAGAACCCGUGUCCGGCUUGGGCUACAGAGCGAUCUUGCCAGCGACACCCGUCACUGUGUGGCAGUGCAGCCACUGAACUGAAUGUCACAACCAAGACCCCAAAAAAACACAACACCUGGAUGUUUUGCAAUUCUGGGUUGCAGUAACUUGGAGGUCACAUUGCUGCCCCAUUAGUGCUACACAGAAAUCUUUGAUCCCGUGACUGGUGUCGCUGCCAAGAUCGCUGUGUAGUGCCAACCUUAGUCCGUUGGUUUGUAAUUACAAUCUAACAAAACCCCAUUUCAUAGCAGAAGAUAUUGCAACAUUGUAUCCUUUACCUAUUAUCCAUUGUCUUAAAUGUCAAAAUUAAUUUUCCCAGGAUGUAACCUUUGUUUCACAAAUUUGAUUGAAAUACAAACUGUUGAGUAACA